CUUAAAUUUAAUGCCGUGCGACAGUUUAUCUCCCGGCGGUAAGGUGCCCUGUGAAGGGGCUUUAGUUCAAGAUGGCGGUGGACGCGUACCUGUUGUGGUUCUUCUCCCUCUUAAACGCGAUAGCUACAUGUGGUGCGGAUUUCUCAUCCGAAGCCUGCCGGGAGCUUGGCUUCUCCAGUAACUUGCUCUGCAGUUCUUGUGACCUUCUGGGUCAGUUUGGGCUCAACCAACUAAAUGUAGACUGCAGACAAUGCUGUCAAGAGGAGGCCCAGCUAGAACAGAAAAAGUUGUAUGCUGGAGCUGUCCUUGAAGUAUGUGGAUGAAAAUUGGGAAGGUUCCCCCAAGUCCAGGCUUUUGUCAGAAGUGAUAAGCCCAAGAUGUUCAAGGGACUACAGAUCAAGUAUGUCCGUGGCUCUGACCCUGUGCUGAAGCUGCUGGAUGACAAGGGGGACAUUGAAGAAGAGUUGAGCAUUCUCAAAUGGAACACCGAUAGUGUGGAAGAAUUCCUGAGUGAAAAGUUAGAACGUAUAUAAAUUGCAGCCUGUUGCAGGUCUGAUUUCCAUUUUGUAUAUCAAUUUGUACCCAUUAAUGCCCCUGUCCCACUUUGGAAACCUGAACGGAAACCUCUGGAGACUUUGCGCCCCACCCAAGGUUUCCGUGCGGUUCCCAGAGGUUGCAGGUGGUUGCCGGAGGUUGCAGGUAGUGGAAGCAGGUAGGGAGACUGACAAAAACCUCCGGGAACCGCACGGAAACCUUGGGUGGGGCGCAGAGUCUCCAGAGGUUUCCGUUCAGGUUUCCUAAGUGGGACAGGGGAAGGAACUCCCACGACAUACUGGUUAGAGUGAUUACUCAAAAUUAUCAUAUUCAAUUUUACAAUGCACCGAUUAGGUUUAUUACCGUGAUUCUCAAUGGUAUUUUACGAAGGAUAUUUAGUUUCGCCCCAGCACAUGACCAGUUAAUAAAUGAGUAUGGCUUCUUUUGAAAUUUGAAAUGUACUGUAUAAUAUUGUUUAUUUGGGUCCAUUACAACAUUCCGUUGGCUUGAAGUGGCUUUUAUUGGUUGUACGGUUUCCUUCUGUUUACUGCAGUGAACAAGAUUCAUUAAGGAGUUGCACUUUUGUGAAGGCCGCACAUGAAACCAUUUUGAGGAUAUGUGCAGCUCGAUGUUUUGUGCACUGACUGGUGUUUCUGCUCUGCUGAAGUAGAAGUAGCCCAGAGAGUUGGUAUUGUUUGAAUUUAGAAAGUUGGAAUAAUAAAAGUUAUUAUUAACAUAAA
Messenger RNA from Amblyraja radiata (thorny skate), 1274 nucleotides. It is a transcript of the gene selenof, whose product is annotated as selenoprotein F. Gene Ontology annotation, cellular component: endoplasmic reticulum lumen. The record is from RefSeq and is a predicted model, not a curated record. Gene Ontology annotation, molecular function: oxidoreductase activity. Lineage: Eukaryota; Metazoa; Chordata; Chondrichthyes; Rajiformes; Rajidae. The transcript is spliced from 5 exons.